UUAAUUCUGUAAUUGAAAGCUAUACAAAUUACAAUUCCCCCCACUUUAGUAAGUCCGGUUUGUUGUGACUAUUAUCAGGAAGCAUUCUCAGUUACCAUUAUGAUGUCAUACAGGAGGUUCCUAUGUUUAAUUAUUGCUUGUUUUACUCCAUCAGUGAUUUAUAAACUUUAGCCAUAGCUCUAUUGCUGUUGAUAGGAAAAGCAAUAUGGAAUUGUUACCUGCUCAAAUGGCAGUCAAAUUCCUUUUCCUUCUUAUCAUAUUGCUUGAAGUUUCUGUCUUGAUAUUUGGAAAAACAAAACAAGAUCAUUUAGACGAAAAGGUUCAACAACUUUCGACAUGGAGUAAUAGAAGAGCAGUAAUCCACAUGACCUCUGACAAGUUUGUAACUUACGUUAAAAAUAAGCCGAGAAAUUAUUCCAUGAUUGUUUUAUUUACUGCAUUGAGUCCACAAAGAGGUUGUGCUGUAUGUAAAGACGCUAGUGAAGAAUAUAAUAUUGUCGCCAACUCCUACCGAUUCUCACCCUCGUAUUCCAACAAAUUAUUUUUCUCUGUUGUGGAUUUUGAUGAUGGUUCUGAUAUUUUUCAAAUGAUGAAGUUGAACACCGCACCUGUGUUUAUGCAUUUUCCCGCUAAAACAAAAAGAAAACCGGCAGACACUUACGAUAUACAAAGAUUAGGAUACCAAGCUGAAAAUUUAGCUAAAUGGAUUGCAGAACGUUCUGAAGUAAACAUCAGGAUCUUCCGUCCACCAAACUAUACAGGAACAGUUGUCCUUGUUCUUCUCUUUUCUCUCGCUGGUGGAUUGCUUUACAUGAAAAGAAACAGUCUUGAAUUUCUAUACAAUAAAACCAUGUGGGGUGUAUUAUCCAUGGUUAUUGUUUUAGGGAUGACUUCUGGCCAAAUGUGGAAUCACAUAAGGGGACCACCAUAUGCCCACAGGAAUCCACAGACUGGAGCAAUGCACUACAUACAUGGUAGCAGUCAAGGCCAGUUUGUUGCAGAAACUCACAUUAUUAUGGGAAUUAAUGCAGCUAUCGCUGUUGGUUUUAUAAUUUUAAAUGAAGCUGCAAAAACGAAGAUGGAUAUUUCCAAGCGGAGAAUGAUCGCGAUGGCAGGACUUGGAAUGGUCGUCUUCUUCUUUAGUCUUUUACUAUCAAUAUUUCGACAAAAAUAUCAAGGUUACCCUUACAGUUUUUUGAUAAGAUAAAGCAAUUACAUUUGUUUAUAAUCAAUGAUAUAAAGUGUUUGGGAAAUAUAGUCAAAUCUUCAUUGUUCAGACAAAUUCAUAUUUGAUAAAAUUUUAACUGCAAAGCUUUUUUGACAGAGCUCUGUUAAGUCACUUAUUUGUUCCUGUCUACCUAAUAUGGAUGUAAAGAAAAGUUCUUAAUGUCAUGUAAAAAUAUGUAAUCAACAUAAUUAUAAUCACUAAUUUGGAAUUCAUGAACACGAAUUGAUGUCUAUCAUCUGUUCAGAUAGAGAUGAAUAAAAAAAUGGUUACUCUGUGAACCACACAGACAUUCUUGUUUCUAAGGAAAACCAAAGUUUGGUAUUAACUUGUUCUUGCUCAUAGCCUUCCGUGUAACAAGACUCUUUUAAAUAACCCAUGUAUUCUUUUUGUGUGUGAUUUCAAAGAAAGUAUAGAAAUGAGUGAAAAGAAAAAUUUUUCUUUUGAUUUAAUAUGUGGUUGACUUUUUCAGCAGCAUUGUAUUGAACUUGUAUUAUUUAAUCUUUUCGCAUUCUCAUUUUGUUGUGGUCAUUUUUGGAACAUGUAACCAUGAAUAAUAGGUAGGUAGUUACUUAGGUAUCAUAGUGGCUGGUUCGUACAUUGUUAGCUAAAAUAGAAACCUUGCAUUAUCUGAAAUGAUGAGUCAAUUUAUAGUAAAUUUUAACACUCACACAUUAUGUGUAUUCUGCACCACAGCAACAUAUUGUAUAGUAUGUUGAAAAAAAUGUUGACUUACAUUUUAUCUGAAAUUGUAUAGCUCAAUUGUCCUUAUAUUUAUUGAUAUUCAGUCAGUACCUUGAUGGUGUGGCUUGGUAACCAGCUGUAGAAAUCAAACAAUAACUCGGAUAUAUUUUGUUUUUCAACAUUUUUUGCUAAGAUAUAAGCCAGUGGUUCCCAACCAGGGGCCCGUGGCCCACAGGGGGGCCACAAUGCUAGGCACAAAACUGAUUUUACUUUUUCCGUGACAGGAAACUCACCGGUUUUCCUAGUUUCAUUGCCUGGUAAGGUGAUUUAUUUGACUAGGUGUUUUCACUUUCGCAAGCAUUAAUUGUUUGACAUAAAGGGAUUUGGAAUCUACAAAUCAUAAUAACACUCUAAAUACCACUGGAAUGAUAAACAAGGCGGUCAUAAUUGCUAAAAACCUCCGGAAGGGGACCAUGAGGCAUAAAAGGUUGGGAACCAAUGUUAUAAACCAUUGCAGAUUGCAGUAUUGUGUGUGUGCCAUGAGAGAUGACACAAUGUACCCAAGAAAAUAUAAAGUUCUUUGGAUGGUAUUGCAAAUUAUUGUAUUUUGUGGUUUGAUAAGGCUAUGUCGCUUCAUUACUAAUGUAUUUACUCCAGGGAAGGGAGUCGUAGUGAGUUUUUUUUUCACUUGAAAAGUUGUGGUUAAUGUUAUUUGCCUUAAAACAAUCUAUACAAAAUAAUAUGGUUCUCAAAUUGUCUUGUAUUCGUUGAUGCUUGAUAAUUCUUCAAAUGUGCCUCAAGCAUUGUAACCUUAUAAAACUGUGUUCUAAUUACUGCAUUUUAUUAAACCACUCCCUGAUAAUUAUCCUAUUGUGAGCGAUUCAUGCUUUCACUUCACUAAUUUGGUAUUCAAAUUUUCACUUUUUAAUUAUGUUUGAAGAUGGAUAUAUCUCCUCAAGAUUCUCCACAACAAAAGUUCUAUUCUGUGGCCACACUGUACACAUAUUAUCAGUGAUCACAAUCAUUUUGAAUUUCUUAUUGAUUUUUCUAAUUUAUUUCAUUUGAAUCAUGCUACUGUUCAGAACACUCAAAUCAUUACUGUUUCAAGAUUAAAUGUACAUGAACUUGAAUUUUGUUUUUAGAAUCUUCAAUGUAUCAUAGUCUUGAGCUGCGUAUUACAGAAGAUUGAGAAUAUA
This is a messenger RNA of Styela clava, 3105 nucleotides long. Its product is annotated as dolichyl-diphosphooligosaccharide--protein glycosyltransferase subunit TUSC3-like. Lineage: Eukaryota; Metazoa; Chordata; Ascidiacea; Stolidobranchia; Styelidae. Gene Ontology annotation, cellular component: oligosaccharyltransferase complex. The record is from RefSeq and is a predicted model, not a curated record.